GUGUCUGAUUCCUAACGGAUAUGCUGCCCUGGCUGGAGUGGUGGGUCCUGCCUUGUUGUGCCUGGUGGUUGUUAUUGGAGUGUGCUUCCAAGCCUAUCAAGUCACUCAACAGUGGAAGAUGUACGAUGACAUCUACAGGGGACGCUACAAUGCUAAUGAGGUGCCCCUGAUCCUGUUCAUGUACCUGUUUGUGGUUCUGACCUGGGUGUUUGGAGGACUACACCUGGCCUAUGGAUACCUGUGGCUCCUGGUCAUCUUCUGCAUAUUCAAUGUCCUACAGGGUGUGUAUAUGCUGGUGGUUUAUGUCCUCUUGAGGAACCAGCUGUGCUGGCCUGUAAAAGCCAGCUAUGAGCUACAGACCCCGGCUGAGAAUGGCCUGAUGCCUCAGGUUGUGUACAGCCAUGAUGGCUCCCUGGCUGGAAGUACCAUGAAGCUGGUGGGACAGGAUGACAUUGGAGAAUCGAGUGACUGGGGCCACGACGGGGUUGGCUCUCUGACACCCUCCAACCUGAAGAAGUACUCCCCAGCUACUCCGGGCAACAUCUACAUCACCACGCCCACCCGCUCCCCGGUAGAUGAGCAGGAGGAGGAGGAACAGGAGUUUGAUGAUCUGAUCUUUGCCCUGAAGACGGGGGCACCGUUUGACUCCAGUGGGGAGGAGGAGAGACCGCAGUCCAGGAACCAGAGUCAGCUCACUAACGACCUGGACUACAGCGGGGAUUCUAACGAACACUACGAAAUGAGAAGGAUAAACAUUGCUGAUACACAUCUUUGAUAACCUCGACCCAACCCAAAGCUGGGUGACUUUGUGAA
Branchiostoma belcheri (Belcher's lancelet) is the source of this 813-nucleotide messenger RNA. Its product is annotated as G-protein coupled receptor 98-like. Gene Ontology annotation, biological process: negative regulation of adenylate cyclase activity. The transcript has 4 exons. Gene Ontology annotation, cellular component: membrane. Gene Ontology annotation, molecular function: G protein-coupled receptor activity. Lineage: Eukaryota; Metazoa; Chordata; Leptocardii; Amphioxiformes; Branchiostomatidae. The record is from RefSeq and is a predicted model, not a curated record. The annotation marks the transcript as partial.